Molecule: messenger RNA, 770 nt
Organism: Mugil cephalus (flathead mullet)
Lineage: Eukaryota; Metazoa; Chordata; Actinopteri; Mugiliformes; Mugilidae
Gene: hint3
Product: histidine triad nucleotide binding protein 3
Exons: 5
Coding region: 24-515 (163 amino acids)
Molecular function (GO): catalytic activity
Source: RefSeq, a predicted model, not a curated record
UGACAGUUUAUUAUGUUAUAAAAAUGGCCGCAGUCCAGGCUGAGGUUGAUACUCCUAAAACCAACAGCGAGCCAGCUGAAGGAUACGACAAGAAAUGUAUUUUCUGCAAGAUUGUAAACAAUGAGAUGGGCACCGAGCUCCUUCACUGUGAUGAAGAGAUCUCAUGUUUCAGAGAUAUCAAACCUGGAGCUCCCCAUCACUACCUGGUUGUCCCAACCAAACAUGUUGGAAACUGUAAAUCACUCAGCAAACAGCAUGUUCCUUUGGUGAACCGCAUGGUCGAGACAGGGAAGGAGAUCCUGCAGAAAAACAACGUAACAGACCUCAGUGAUGUCAGGUUCGGUUUCCAUUGGCCGCCGUUCUGUUCUGUCACACAUCUGCACCUUCAUGUGCUGGCACCUGCUAGUCAAAUGAGCUUCAUGUCUCGUCUCGUCUACAGACUCAACUCUUAUUGGUUUAUCACGGCAGACCAGCUGUUAGAGCUUCUCAACUCUAAAGAAGAGACCACUACCUGAAUGUGACGAGGAGACUUCUUGGAGAUGUCACGUUGAAUGGUACACUACUGAUGACAGUAUAAUGAAAUGUUGACAUGCCUGUAACAAGAUACUACUUGAUUUUUUUAGUUUUGAUAUGAAACCGUUUGGGACUUGAGGCCUUGUAAAAGCUUGAAUUAAGCCAAAUCUUCUCUUGCUGCUUGAAACAAAUCUUCAAGAAACAUUCUAACUUUGAAGUGAACCGAAUCUCAAUAAAUCUGUCGUUAUAGAAACAUA